UAUAUAUAUAUAGUGUGUGUGUGUGUGAGAGAUGUCCUACAUAAUAGAAAUACUCUUCUAGCUAGAUCUGCUUUUUAUCUUCCAUGAUAAUUGUUGUCGUCUAACAAUAAUCUUUCACUACAUGAUGUACCAAAUUAUAUUAGGUGUUACUUCUAUAUUACAAAUUUGCCAUUUAAACCAAUAAUAAUUUGAAUCCAGAUUUUGGAGGUUUUUCUCCAAAAUUUGUUUUCUCGUUUUCUUCUAAUUGUGUCAGUUCGUUAGAUCAUACCUGUCUAUUAGUCUAUACACAAUUGUAUUAUCUAUAUCGUGAUGCUGCUGUACCAAAGUAAUAUCGGGGAUUACGUUCAAAUUUUCAUAAUUUUCUUAAAAAUUUAAGCCAAAAGUUCAAUUUUUCCUAUAUCGCUUUCCUCACUUCAGUAUGUUGAUUUCAUUGACAUUAUAUUAUUGUACAGAAGACAUAUUCGUAGUUUGAAAAUAGAUAUCAUAUUAGGUUAUAUAUAUAUAAUUUGACUUCCACACAAAAUGGGGAAAUGAUUAAUGCAUAAUUUAUGAAAAAUGCUUAAUUUAAUCAUAAAUAUGCAUUUUCUCGUUGACUAGUACUGAUACACGUUGGAAUAGAAUUGGUGUUUGGUCAAGUUAGUCGAAAAAUAUUUUCUUAAAAAAUAGACAGUAGAAAGAAAUGGAAAAACUAGAAGAAAAGUAAGCAAGAACCUUGCUUCCUUCCACCUCUUCUCCUUUCAUAUAUGUUAUCACCUUUCCCUUUUGCCUAAGCUUUUAAGAUUCGUUGCUAAUCGCUUAAUGACUCAAUUACCAUUACACGCUUUGUCCUCUUUCAUGUGAUUUCUCGUUCUGCAGUGGCAUGCCUGCCGACAAUUUUAAGUCUUUUCAGGGGCUUAAUAGUAAUAUAUAUGCGGGAGAGAAAUCAGAACAACUCUUGUCUCGCGUUAUUCAAACCCUAGUUUGAAUUCACCUUAUAUGUCCAUUCUUUCCUGCGCUGCUUGCACAAAGGGUGAUUUGGUAAUCUCAUACCUCGUGACCGUUCUGCAUACAACUUUGGGUUUUACUUUAUUAAUGAAAUGCAAGAGUGUGUGAAUUUGAAAAUCUCACUCUGAUUUUCCUGUUUUUCCUUUUCUCAGGCUCAUUCUUCUUAUUAACUAGUAGAUCUCUCUUUUGUUUAACAUCUCAUUCUUCUUCUUCUUCAUCUUCUUUAUUUUAUUCUGUGUUUUCUGCUAUCUCGCGUCUCUGACCAGCUCCCGAGUUGUUCGUUUCUGGUUAAUGGAUAUUGAACCCUCUUGGGAUCUUGGGGGGUGGGUUAUUUAUUUUUCUAAAUUGCAUGGCAACAUCAAAUGACCAAACCAAAACUAUAUCAUCACAUUCUCAUACUCUUCUUCUUUUAAUCAUAUUCUUAUCUUUCAUUCUCUUCAUCAACCUUGCAAUCCCCGUGACUCAUCAUCGGUCCACAUCUAUGGUUGCUCCCUUCAAGAGGGUUCUUCUCGAACCUUCUGUUCCAGCUUCAUCAACAAUGGAUCUGCAUCCAAAGGCUCGCACACGUCGCAGCCAUACUUCUAGAAGGAGAGAGUUUGCAAAUGAUGCUCAUAAAGUUCCUAGUGGUCCAAACCCUAUUUCUAACUAGGUGAGUUGGAGUAUCUGGUUUUACAGUGAGUUUGAAGGAUAAGUGUUAUAGAUCUAUAUAAACAUAUGGGUGAAGCUUCUCAUCGAUGGAGAUUGGAGAAGAACUUAACUGUUAUGAAUUUAGAAUAUAUCUAUGGAUCAUUUUGGUACCGUCAUUUCCUUCUUAAAUCUUUUGUCCAUUAUAUUGCUUUGGUGCCAUGUUUUAAGUUUUGAUUAGAGUUGUAAAGAAGAGAUACUAUUAUUCGUUAAUCGUUUACAUGUGUAUGUAGCCACCUAUGUUUUUGUUGGAACCCAAUUUUUAUAAGCUUUUGAGCUGAGUAAGAAAUUGGAUAAGUGUGAAUAGAAUUUUUAUAAGCUUAA
Brassica rapa (field mustard) is the source of this 1992-nucleotide messenger RNA. RefSeq names its product CLAVATA3/ESR (CLE)-related protein 41. The record is from RefSeq and is a predicted model, not a curated record. Gene Ontology annotation, molecular function: receptor serine/threonine kinase binding. Gene Ontology annotation, biological process: xylem development. Lineage: Eukaryota; Viridiplantae; Streptophyta; Magnoliopsida; Brassicales; Brassicaceae. Gene Ontology annotation, cellular component: apoplast.